This is a messenger RNA of Cydia splendana, 1466 nucleotides long. RefSeq names its product (Lyso)-N-acylphosphatidylethanolamine lipase (gene puml). Gene Ontology annotation, molecular function: lysophosphatidic acid acyltransferase activity; carboxylic ester hydrolase activity. Gene Ontology annotation, cellular component: lipid droplet; mitochondrion. Lineage: Eukaryota; Metazoa; Arthropoda; Insecta; Lepidoptera; Tortricidae. The transcript is spliced from 9 exons. Gene Ontology annotation, biological process: phosphatidic acid biosynthetic process; lipid homeostasis. Bases 162 to 1451 code for a protein of 429 amino acids. The record is from RefSeq and is a predicted model, not a curated record.
GCAUUGAAGUCAAUAAAGUCGGCAGUAUUAUAAAAAUUAAGCAUUUUAGUGAUAUGGUUACUGGCUCACAAGCCACCACCAAAUGGGUAGUGAACUGAAUGUAACGACAAGCGAAACCAGGUGUGCAGGCUGAAUGUUCACUAUCAUACCCGCCGCCAGUAAUGCCCGGGGCCCAGUUCUGUAAAAGCUGGAGCCUGUAUGUCAUCCACUUCAUUUUUAACAUCUUUAUUAUCUUUAUGAGUGUAGUACGCAGGACAUGGAUUGGAAAUAUUAUAUCAAUUAUUUGGAAUUGGACGGGCAGUUGGUUCAGCUGGACGCGCCAGUCCGACACGAUGCUACGAAAUGUUGAGAAGAAAAUAUUGUCAUGUCUGAAGACAGCAUACAAGCGGUUUUAUGUGGACAUCGGUUCCGUGGUAGGGCAGAGCGACAGGAUAUGGACCAUCUCCUUGAACGACGAGGCGCCGGCCACGCCUCUAGUGAUGCUGCACGGGAUGGGCGCCGGCGUGGCGCUGUGGUGCCCCAACCUUGAUGUCCUGGCCGCUAACAGGCCGGUGUACGCCAUCGACUUGCUGGGCUUCGGUCGCAGCUCCCGCCCGAAGUUCUCAACGGACGCGGACAAGGUGGAAGCGCAGUGGGUGGAGUCCGUGGAGGAGUGGCGGCGGGAGGUCAACAUCCGACAGUUCAUCUUGCUGGGGCACAGCCUCGGCGGGUACAUCGCCACGGCGUACGCGCUUAAAUACCCUGAGAGAGUACAACACCUUAUCCUGGCCGACCCUUGGGGCUUCCCCGAAAAACCCGCGAAUGUGCACGAAAAGUACCAGAUCCCCCUCUGGGUCCGCGCAGUCGCCACAGCCGUAUCCCCCCUCAACCCGCUAUGGGCAGUGCGCGUUGCCGGCCCGGCCGGGAAGUGGCUCAUUAGCAAGACGAGGCCGGACCUGUCCAGGAAAUACCUGAACUUUGUGCCCGACGCGGAGACGGUUAUACCGGAUUAUAUACACCAGUGCAACACGCAGACUCCUAGUGGUGAAAGCGCGUUCCACACAUUAAUGCACGGCUUCGGCUGGGCAAAGAACCCGAUGGUGAAGCGAGUGUCCAAACUGGACGCGAACCUUCCCGUCACCGUGUUGUAUGGCAGCCGGUCUUGGGUGGACAACAGCACGGCCCAGGUGCUGGCGGAUCAGCGGCAGAGCCCUCAAAACACGUUCGUGCAAGUGAUCAACGGUGCCGGCCACCACGUGUAUUUAGACAAGCCCGAGCUCUUCAACAAGUACGUGCUCGAAGCGUGUGCUCGCACCGACGGACCCACAAACCCUUCCAGACUUGCGAUCGAGCCAGCGAGACCCGAAAACCAGCCAGCGAGACUCGCAAUCGAACCAGCGAGACCCGAAAACGAGCCGGCGAACCCCGAGCGGGCCAGCGACGAGCGAGCGCCCAACAACACGGCUUCUUGAUCGUAGGUAUCUGUA